ACUGGCUUGUGGUAAAUGUAGCACAACCUAAACUGACAAUGCCAUUCCUGGGUUUGUAACCACCCUCCUUUGGGUUCCGCGAAUUUCAUUGGCCAAAUCCAACGUCGCUUCUACGACUGUGAUAACGUGAUUGGACUACACGCGUACAUUCCCGCCACUGUCAAGCUCAAACGUUCUAGAAACGCCCACCGGCGCUAAGGUUAGUCGGCGCGAAAGAGACGCUGGUGUUCCACAUGGGCCGGAUGGAUGAAACGCUUCUUGACAGACAGAAGAGAGGAUACAUUGUUGUGUUGUGUAGGAGAUAAUCGCAAUUUUAACGACGUCCAGUCUGUGUUGAAGUAAAGGUCACUGUUGACAUUCUUCGUCUCAAGAGAUUAUGAGUUCGCCCGAGAAUCCAGACCUCGCCCUCAAAGAAUUCACUUUCGAAGAAAACAAGGGCACACUACACUCCCUCACUGUGUCAAUCCCAGAGGUUCUGGACCCUCAGUACGGCAUGUACGUCUGGCCUUGUGCUGUGGUUCUGGCCCAGUACGUCUGGACCCAGCAGCAGGAGAUCCAGCACAAGACCGUCCUUGAGCUUGGCGCGGGGGUGAGUCUGCCGGGUGCCGUCGCUGCCAAGUGUGGUUCCGCCGUCAUCCUCUCCGACAGCGCCGAGCUCCCCCGUUGCCUUGACAACUGCCGGCGCACCUGCGAGGUGAACGGGCUGCGGGAGGUGAGCGUGGUGGGCCUCACCUGGGGACAGGUGUCGCCUGACCUCAUCGCCCUCCCGCCACUGCACAUCAUCCUCGGAUCAGAUGUCUUCUACGAACCAGAAGACUUCGAGAACGUCCUGGUGACCGUCUCCUUCCUCCUGACCAAGAACCCGCACGCCCAGUUCUGGACCACGUACCAGGAGAGGAGUGCGGACUGGUCAGUGGAGCCGCUGCUGCACAAGUGGGGGCUGAGCUGCACUCUCGUCCCGCUGGCCUCCUUCGGCGCGCAGGGCAGCCAGAUCGCCCGCUCCGCUCUCCCCGGCAACCACGCCGUGCAGAUGAUGGUCAUCUCCGCCACGCCAUCCAGAUGAUGGUCAUCACCACCACGCCGUCUAGAUGAUGGUCAUCACCACCACGCCGUCUAGAUGAC
Messenger RNA from Sardina pilchardus (European sardine), 1122 nucleotides. RefSeq names its product methyltransferase 23, arginine (gene mettl23). The transcript has 5 exons. NCBI's taxonomy places the organism in Eukaryota, Metazoa, Chordata, Actinopteri, Clupeiformes, Clupeidae. The record is from RefSeq and is a predicted model, not a curated record. Gene Ontology annotation, cellular component: nucleus; cytoplasm. The coding region runs from base 377 to 1063 and encodes 228 amino acids.